Sphaerulina musiva SO2202 is the source of this 702-nucleotide messenger RNA. RefSeq names its product peroxisomal membrane protein. Gene Ontology annotation, cellular component: peroxisomal membrane. The transcript is spliced from 3 exons. The coding region runs from base 1 to 702 and encodes 233 amino acids. The record is from RefSeq and is a predicted model, not a curated record. Lineage: Eukaryota; Fungi; Ascomycota; Dothideomycetes; Mycosphaerellales; Mycosphaerellaceae.
AUGUCGUCUCUCCAGGCUCUACAGUCCUCCCUUGAAUCCAUCAUCCUCGACCCCCAAUACAAAGCACCUCUCACCCUCGUCAAAGCCAUCCGUAAUGGCGCAGUCUACGGCACCAAAGUGCGCUUUCCCCACGCCUUGGUCAUGAUCUUCCUCUUCCGCUCCGGCACCCUGCGCGAAAAGAUCUACCUCGUCUACAAAGCCACACGCCAACACGCCAGCAAUCUCGCACGAUUCGCUCUCCUCUACAAAUCCGGCAUGCUCCUGCUCCGAAAGGCUAACUCGGGGAAAGAAGCGCCGUUCCACAGUUUCUUGUCAGGUCUUCACGGAGGCUACUGGGUGUUCGGACAUGGGAAGGGAGCAAAGAGCUCGGUGAACCAGCAAAUCGUGAUAUAUGUCUUUGCCCGCGUGGUUCUGGCUCUGGCAAAAUUGGCUGUGCAGCCUCCUGGAGAUAAUGCUCUAGUGGGCAGUUCGUACGGAGGACAUGGAGGGAAGGGACUACUAACGCUGAGCGAGGAACAGAGAGCUUUCAUCAGGCGAUACAGCUGGCCUGUAUUCGCAAGUAUGAGUUGGGCGAGUGUGAUGUGGCUGUUUGAGGGAUACCCGGAAACUUUGCAACCCAGUCUGAGGAGCAGCAUGACCUAUAUAUACGGCAACGCAGAAAAAUGGGACUCAUUACGGAACUUUGCAUGGCACAACAAAUGA